Messenger RNA from Anopheles arabiensis, 16681 nucleotides. RefSeq names its product zinc finger protein jing (gene jing). The record is from RefSeq and is a predicted model, not a curated record. The transcript has 4 exons. Bases 115 to 6384 code for a protein of 2089 amino acids. Gene Ontology annotation, biological process: regulation of transcription by RNA polymerase II. Gene Ontology annotation, cellular component: ESC/E(Z) complex. NCBI's taxonomy places the organism in Eukaryota, Metazoa, Arthropoda, Insecta, Diptera, Culicidae.
CGACGAAGACGUGGACGCAGAAAGGAGGAGCAGCAGCAGCAGGUAGCAGGUUCCGCGAGAACGGAAUUUGAACGCAACGGGAACGGCACACUCGACUGAAGCGGAGAACCGAGCAUGGCACCCCACACCCAAACCGCCGGUGGAGUAGGGGGCAUCACGAUAAAGCAACCAUUUCAACGGCGUCAGUGGCCAUACAACACGGUCAACACGGCCGGCACGGCAACGAAUGCUGUAACCGCCGGCACCACCACCACCACCACCAACAACAACAACAACAAUACGACAAACGCUGCAGGCAGCGGCACCUCGACGCUGGCCGGUAACAACAACACUAGUAUAAGCAUAAGUAGUAAUAGUAGCAACAGUGCCGCGGCCAACAGCAAUGGCGGCGGUGCAUCUCACACAACGGCAGCCGUUGCUGCGACUGGAACGACAGCGGCGGCGGCAUCAAGCGCUGGAACGACGACGAGCGCCACAGCAACAGCAGCCACCAUCACUGCCUUUGCGACGACCCAGUCACAGACGAAUGGCAGUAGCUUCUCCACAGCCAACAACAGCAACACUGCCACGGCUGCUGCCGCCGCCGUCGCACUGCUGCGGGUCGCUUCCGCCGGCACAUCGGCCAGCCUGGCCGUGAGCCCGGCGAACAAGCUGAAGCGCCUGCAGCCGACGACGGUGACGGCAUCGACGGCUGCCACCGCGCCCCCAACCACCACCGGUGUUCAGACAGACGGAACUGGAAAAAGCAAUAGCAGCAACAGCAGCAAUACCGGCGGCAGCAUCCACCACCACGUGGCCGCCUCCGCCAAACGGGCCCGCCCGAAUCAGCAGGAGGGCGCGGGCAAGAUUGUGUGUAAGUCAGUCGGCACGAACACGAACGGUCCGCCCGCACUGGUCGCGGUCAGCAGUGCUGCCAGCCAGAAAAAGUUGACGCAAAUGGCGAUCGUUGCGGCGAGCGCGGCCAGCCACAACAACAAUAGCCCCAGUCAGGCGGCGAUGUUGAUGAAGGCCGCUGCAACGUCCCUACCAGCGACGGCAGCGACUACCACCACCAACACCUCCGCCAGUAUGCUGACGGCUGCCGCAGCCGCCACCGCCCUCACGGCGGACCUGGCAAAGGCAAACAAAAUCACGGGAUACUUCAAGUCGCAGCUGAAACCGCCCAACACGUUCCAGAGCUUGAAGAAAAGCAUCAAAACCGUUGCCGGACGUGCGUCGGCAAUGCAGCAGCAGAAGCGGAAGCAGCUUACGGACGGCUCCACGGAAGGCUGCCCGGAACUGACGGCCGCCUCUACCGCCACCACCAGCAGCACCACGACUACGAUCAAACUGCCAAUGAACGGAACGAGGACGACGGCCGGUCUCGUCAGCACUGCGACGAGCUCCAGCUCCUCCACCUCCACGCCGGCACCCUUCUCGGAGGUGGACGUGGAGAAGUAUUUGAAGCUGUUUCAGCAGCAGACGACAGCACUGGGCAAACCGGCAAAUGCAAUAUCACCAGCGACGGUAGCGCUGGAAGCGGUCGCUAUAGCAACGCUGGCCGCAUCUGAGGCGGCCGCCACUGCCAACACCACUAGCAGCAGUGCCAGUUCUUCCUCCUCCUCCUCGGUGGUAGCCACCUCCACCAACAGCAAUGCGGCGAUCGUGUCGAAAAAGGUGGAGCGCAAGACAGCACGCAUCGCGCCGACCGUGUCGGCCACGCGCAAGAUCAGCCACACCGUACAGGGCGGUCUUGGUGUGGGUGGAGCGUCCGUCGUAACCGGGCAGACAAAGAAGCCCAUCAACAUUGCGCCGCGCACCACCACGGUCAGCAGUACGACCGCGGUCUACCAGCACACGAUCGUGGCGGCACCGGCGGCAACGAGCACUGCCGCCACCAGCAGCAACACUACCGCCAGCGUGCACCACCAUCAUCAGGCGACUUCGACGACGACCACCACCACGCAGAAGACUGAGCAUCCCAUGCUGCUGGGCAAAACGAAUCCCUCGCCGCCGGUCCUGCUCACCACCAUCCGUCUGCCGGCUGGUACGGCGACGGCGGCGGCGACGGCGGUCUCGCAACAACAGUCACAGCAGCAACCGACACUGCCAACCGUGUCGUCCCAGUCGCAAACGGUACAGACCGGUGCUACAACCCAGUAUAAAACGAUCGUUCCCCACCCACCAGUACCAGCCUCGUCCAGUGCUGGCGCCUCCACCGCCGCCGCCACUGCAACAUCAAAGCCAUUGUCGAGUUCAAAACAUACGACAGCGGUCAAUACGUCGGCCGCCGACACCACCACCACGAUCGCCCCAACGGCGGCCGUCUUUCAGUUUCACCACCAUCACCAGCUGACGGGAGGAGUGGGACCCGGCCAGAUACCGAAUCUGGUGCAGAUCUCGAACCUACUUCCCCUGGCCCAACAGCCGCCAAAGCUAGCCGGCGGUGCUUCCCUCACGCUCACCACAGCGGCUAGCGCGGCCGCCAUCCAGCAACAACAGCAACAACAGCAGCAGCAACAACAACAAUCGGCAUCGGCCGCGGCCGCUGCCGCAUUCGCAUCCGCGCUCGGUACCGGCACCCCGACGGCUACGGCCGCCAACCUGCUAGUCAACGCGAACGGCCUUAGCAGCGGUGCAGCGGCCGGGCUGCUGCGUAGCGGAGCAACCGGAAGCAAUGGCAACGCGUCCGGCCCGGCGGCUGGCCCAACGCCACAGCUCGUCAUGAACGCGACCAUCAUCAAAAUCCAUCAAAUACAGCAGCAACAGCAGCAGGCGGCCGCUGCCGCCGCCCAGCAAGCGGCACAGCAGCAACAGCAGCAGCUGAUGGCAGCCGCGGCCAAUUCGGUUGCGAACGCGGCAGCCGCAGCGGCAGCCACCCAGCAGCAGCAAAGCUUCACCAUGGAGGCGUCCGCGAUGAACAUGAACUUUAGCGGCAUGUUUGCCACCAAACCGACCACCACGGUGGUGCCGUACUCGUGCCAGACAACGGCGGCCGGGCGCGCCACCGCCUACCACCAGCAGCAGGCCGGCCCCCAGGCCCUGUACUCCUCGGCGCUGAACCACUUCGCCGCCGCCCAGCAGCACGCACAGCAGCAUCAUCCGCAGCAGCUGUUCAUGACGCCCACGGGCGGGAUAUUCGUGAACGCGGCCGCCAUCCCGGCGAUGAUCAGUUCGCAGCUGAGUGCGGCCUUCACCCAGGCGACGGCCAACAUUCCCGCGCUGCAUCCGCUGCAGCCGCCACUGCCAGCAUCGUCGCAAGCCACGACGAGUGGCAGCGCAAACGGUGGCAGUGCCGCCGCCGCCCCCGGACAGUUACCAAAUAUCACAGCUAUCAUCCAACAGAGCAACGGCGGAACGGCCGCUAGCGGCGGCAGUGCUGCUGCCGCCCAGCAGCAACAACAGCAGCAACAUCAUCACCACCAUCACCAUCAACUACUGGCGAACAUUUCGCCUGCAAUCCUCUCGAACCUGCAGGUAGCAACGGCGGCAGCGCUCGCCGGCGCUGGCACUGGUGUGAGUGCGAACAAGCUCGCUCUCGGACAGGCAACACCGGUGACGGGCGCUCAGUUUGUGCCAAUCUCGGCUGCCGCUCACUACGGUGCCGGCACCACGAUCUACGCAGCAGCACCGCAAACCCUCUCUAUCGCGACGUCGAUGCAUCACGCACAGCAGCAGCAGCAGCAGCAACAACAGCAGCAACAACAACAACAGCAGCUGCAACACCAACAACAGCAACAGCAGCAACAGCAAGCAAUCCUGUCGGCGGGUGUCCAAUCGCUCUCUCCGCCACCGCUCGUGGCCACCGUGCCAACGUUCACCACCACCGGCAAACCGAUCAUGAACGCCGUACUGAACGGAGUCUCGUCAGCGGUGUCGUCCGGUACAACACCUUCUUCCGGUGCGCAAAAGCUGUCCCUCGGUGGCGAACCGCCGGGCCUGGUGCCGGUACAGCUUUCGAAGCAACCGCCGGUUGUUUCGUCGGCUGCGGCCGCACCACUUCCCAAGCUGGUCCGUUCCGGGGCGCUCCCGGCGCGCAGCAACGGGUCCACGCAAACGUCCGCGAUCGUUGUGCCGCCAGCCGCACCCACCUCACCGCCGGCGCUCAACCCGCUCACGGUGGAUUGUGGCAGCAGCAACGACAGUGGCAUCGUGGCCAACUCCAGCGACAGCGAGGACAAGUCGCUCACGAUCGAUCUCUGUUCGCCCGGAUCGCCGUCCGACACGUCCGACACGGCCAAGAAGGGCGAGGAAGGGGACGAGGAAGAGGAAGAAGAUCAUCAUAUUCACGACCACCAUCACCAUCACCAUCACCGUCAUCUGCAUCAACGGCAUCAUCUGCAUGGCAGCAAGGACGAUACACGCACCACGACGUCGUCCCGAUCGUCACCGCUCUCUACCUCAUCCUCGGAAGACUCCGAGGAUCUGAUGAUCGUCGACCAUCAUGCGCCGUCGGCAGAGACAAAUACCACUGCAACGGUUGCAUCCGUUGCGGUUUCACCGUUUCCGCCGCCACUGCGGCUACUGUCCGACGUGGCAGUCGCGGCUGCCGAGGCAGAAGCCGCUCUUCAUCAGCAGCAACAGCAGCAGCAGCAGCAGACAGCUUCUGUGGUGCACCAACAACAACACGCCACGACCAAUUCGUCCGUGCUAGAGCUGAUCAGACAGAAGCAUGAGCAGCAACAGCAACCGGACCAAUCAUCGAUGGAGCAGGAUGAGGAGGAGGACACAUCAUCGUCCAAUGCCAAGCCAGAGGAGCAGCUGCUGCAACAGCAGGAGCAACAGCAGCAAUUGCAGCACGAACCAAUGUCCGUCGCUUCGUCCUCGUCUGGAACGGAUCUUCAGGAAGACUACAGUGCCGCCCCGACGCCCCAAAGCAGCAGCUCGUCCGACGGUACGCUGACGUCGCAGGAGCCAAAGUCGUCCUCCCAGCUCGACGCCCGCCAUGCGAACGCAUCGCCCAGCUGCUCGCUGUCGGAGCAAUUCUCCUCUCAUCUAUCGCCACCGAGCAUCGACACGGAGAUGACACUGGCGAACCCGCUCGCGCCGGAAGCAACCUGUGCCAAAAGCCCCAUCCUUUCGCAGCCGAAAACGAUCCGCUUCCCGGCACCGUCCGGUACGGCACCGCAUCACAACUUCGGCCGCAAGGGCUUCCGCCGGUCGGGCGACGGGCGGCUGUACGGCGUGUGCUACUGGCGGGACUGUGACAGCAAGUACGACAGCAACACGCAGCUGCUGGACCAUCUGCAGAACGCGCACGUCAACACGCAGAAGGACGGAACCGGCCUGUACGCCUGCCUGUGGGACGGUUGCAAGGUGCACAACAAGGAGUCGACCAAGUUUAACUGGCUGGAAAAGCACGUCCUCUCGCAUGCCUGCACCAAACUGCACAAGUGCAUCUUUGAAGGAUGCGGCAUGCGCUUCGCCUCACAGCCAAUGCUGGUAAAGCACGUCAACAGUCACGUGGAUGUGGACCGAAACAGCUCUGGCAAGCGAUCGUCCGAUCCGCCCGUCCCGAAGAUGCUACGUAAAACGGGCAAAAAACUGCGCUACCGUCGGCAACCGUGGUCAGCGCGCCGUUUUGAUUUCUUCGAUUCCGGUGUGAUGGAAGGGUUGCAGCAUCGCUUGAUACGGCUUGCCACCAUCGCAAGCGGACCGGGUGGAGCGAUAACGUUCCGUGGAUUGCAGCUCAGCCGCCGCCACAUACCGAGCGAAGGGACGGAAGUGCUCGUCCGAUGGUACCCAGCCGAUAUCUUACCGGACGAAUGGUUACCGGAGCUUCCGGCAGGGGAAAAGUUUGUGAAACAGGUCAACAUUCACAGCCUCUCCUUCGAGCAGCAGAAUGAACUGUCGGACUAUUUGAAGCACGAUCGGCUCAACCCAACGGCUGCUACGAUUGUGAACCCGUUUAUCGCGCUGCACGAGCACGAGUGUGCGUUGCCGGUGACGACGACGACUGCCAGUGGUGGUAGUGGAAGUAGCUCCAAUCUGAGCAGUAUCAGCAGCAACAGCAGCUGCAGCUGGAGCAACAACAGCUUCUCGAACUGUCCAACAACCGAGAAGCGAUUUAAUUCACGCACGGCACCCAAGCAACAGCGCAAGCGCUCGAAACCAUCCGGUACAGGUUCAUCGACGGGAGGAUCUUCCAUUACAUCCACCGGAUUUUCGUCGCUGUUUUCAACCUCGCUAACAUCACUGUCCGGUGGUGGAGGAGCCGGAGCGACCACUGCCAGUAAUACGGCCCCGUCGUCCUGCGGUAGUAGUAGUCGUGAUGGAAGCUGCGGCACAAUGCAACUGUCAUCCUCAUGCUCUUCAUCAUCGAUUUCGUUUACCUCCUCAUCGGGAUCCUCUUCCGCAACGUCAUCCGGACUCGUGAUGAAAUCAUCGUCCUCCUCCUCAUCCUGACCGUCGUCGAUGCCAACGAGAGCGCACAAUCAAAAGCGCAAAGUAAGACCCGCUCCGGUAAGCGAGCGUGUCAAACCGGUAGAAACAAAGCCGGCUGCGCCCGCCGCUGCAGGAUCAUCAGUUAGCCGACAGGGCCGCAUCCGAUUGCUGUCGGCAAAGGCAGCCCAGUUGCCUUUGCAGCACCGUGAUGGCAAACGAAAAAACACAUCUCAUAGUGCAGCAGGGGAGCGGAAUCGUCGCAGUGCUGCCGCUGGAACCACUGAAACCGCAAACAGCAGGCGGUAAGGUGGAUGAUUGUAUUGUAUGAUAAUUAACAAAUAAUUGGUAUAUAGUAGUUGCUUCCACUCCUGCAUGGAGGGGAGGGGAGGCACAACAUGUAAUUAAGGUGAAUGAAGUAGAAAUGUCUCCGCUCCGCUAAACGAUACAAUCCAUAACAAGAGCAAUUGCAAACUAGAAGUAUAGCCAGGGUUAGGAAGUAAUGUGUCUAAUGUGAAUUAAAAGCGCCAAACGCUACUAGCUUACUCUGUAAUAAGCGCACUGGGGCGCAUUUUUUAUGGACUGAUCCUACGCGCCUGGAGUGAGGAGAACUCUCCUCCAACUCUCCUCGGUUAAGAAAUUCCCCACCAAACACCACAUACCUACUCACAUCAACACACUCACGCACACAAACACUCACACUCGUACACAAACAAACAAACAAACACGGACACUAGAACGUGGCCUGCAAGUAGCAUGUAAGUGCAACAGUAGCCAUUGAAGAUUUCUGAGUAUGAUGUGUACGUCGGUCGUGAAAGGAGGGUUAAUGUGAGGUUAUUAUUUUAAUUAACUUACUCACCCGGUUCAGUGGUGUUCAAAUUGUGAAUAUAUUUUAGUUUAGAGCAAAGUGUUAGAUAAAUGUCGGCGAGGCAAGGCAAAGGUAUGUUUUUCUUCCUAAUUUUCCUCGUUCGGAAGUAGAGCUAAACUACUCCUUUUGCGCUAAUGAUCUAUUACAUUUUUGACUAUUAGUACAACAAGGGAAGCAAUGGAAGCGUAAGCCGUGUACGUGAACUAUUAAGCUAAAGAAAGGAACUUUAUUUGUCGAAAUGAUUUGAAUGUAGCAGGAACUUGCGAUACACAAAUAUACACACUUACACAAACCAACCAACCAUAGACACAUCCAUCGGCCGUAGGGAGAGCGUUGUUUGUAUCAUUAUUGUUUCUUUUCAAGCAGGAAAAUGAAAUAUAGCACUAAUAAGUCGAAUGUUCUGGUAUGCGCACAAAUAAGAGAAGAGACAACAAGAGAGGGAAAACGUGUAUUUGGUGCGUGUGCUGCGCGGUAUUAGCACUGCAUAGAAGUUGUCAGACAAAAUUAUUUCACUAAUCCGUUGAUCUCAAAAUAGUACUGUCUAGUAUGUAAAAGAGGACGCAGUACACAAGUGAGUGUGUGCGAGCGGUCACGGUGGCCUUGCAGCCGCGCGGAAGGAGGGCGCAUUGUCCCUGGGAGACGGGAGAGAUCACGCACAAAGAACGUGCGUGAAGUAAAGGAGGGGAAACGUAACAUAAUUUGAUGCUAGUGAUGUAAUAAGGCUAGAAUUAGAGUACGCUGUGACCAUAGCAACCACAUAGUACGGGAGGGCGUGUCGGGUCGAGAAUGACAAUAGUAGGCAUUACUCUCCUCGCAAAACAUCCUCCGACAUUACGGGAACGUAACCACACCCAAACAAACGUACACGCACACAUGUAUGUACGCGUACACACAACACACACUACACUCCUCCACAAAAGAGCAUGGUGGAAAUAGAGUAAUCUAGCAAUACAUUUCAAAAACAUUGCGAUGGAUCAAGACUGAAAAAUGUAUUUUUAUUAGAUUGUACAGUAAAAGAUGUGAAUGCGAAGGCGGAGGGUUAACCGAAGGCAUGAAAGCUGAAGGCGGAAGCACGUAAGAAAAAGGGCAAACAAUUGUGACUCACACACACCAAGGGAGCGAUUUAUAGUAUGGAAGGAUUGCAAUAAUUGUACACAAAUAAGCGGCAGGCAGAAGAUGAAACUACUUUUAUCACUUUUAACUAAUCCGCGCAUACCAUCCGCGGAAUGAAUUGGCAGGACAAUUACUCACUGUAACAUGUGUGGUGCAUUUUCACGAUCAACAAGCAAUCUUAUCUUUGCAAUACUGAUUACCAUGGCAACCAUGGGGAUGCGAAAAGUUGCAGGGCACGUGCUUGGAAGAAAGAAAGUGUUUGAUAUUGUAUUAUAAUCAAAACAAGUUCUUCUCUCAAUGUGGUGCUGAUACGAAUUUUUCCUUUAUUUAAGUUGGUUCAUCUACCGUAAUCGAUCUGGAUCUCGUUUCUCGUUAUCAGACUCGUUUAUGCCUAAAGCUAAACCUGACGUGUGUGUGAUGGCGUUUGUCUUCUUUUGUGUAAUUCUUUGCUCUUCUUUACCAAUCAGAAGAAAACAACCAAAACCUUCGUGUAUUAUCCUUUGCUGCAUUCGAUCCAAAAUUGGCUUUAUAGAAACAAAAACAAAAUUUAAAGUUAAAUGUGUGUAAAACAAAAUUAACUAAAAAUUAACAACCACUGUGCGCAUAGGGUUAAAAACGCUUAACAAACGGUCGUCGCCUCAGUCGAACAACUCUGCAACGAACGAACGAAAAAGGAAGAUGCGCAAAGAAAUAUGAUCACUGCCAAAAAAAACACACACACACACAACUGAAAAAACUCUUUAAUCUAUAUGGGGGAAAGAAGAAACUUGACUGAAUUAUGAAACUAAAUAUUAAAAGGAAGAAAAAAAAGAAGACACUAAAAUCGAACAAAGCGGAAAAGAAAAGGAAAAGAAAAGGAAGAGAAAGGCACUGUGUAUAGUUGCGAUACGUUGCAUGUAAAAGCCACCCGGAAAGGAUAAAGGGAAUGCAACUGCAUUUAAAGCUUUGCAAGAGUACAGAGGAAAAUAACUGAAACGGUUAAAACUAAUGAUGUUGCAAAAUGAACCCUACCCGAGGACAGAAUCAAACCCCGCAAAACACAAGAAACAACAUUCCGUGAAAUGUUAGGAAAGGUUUCCUUCGUUACUUCCCAUACAAAUCCUUCCUAACUGCCAGCUUGCGAAGAAAGAUUUAAAUGCGUGCACAAACGACAUUAACCAUCCAGCAGCAUUCUGGUGUUGGUAAACACAAACACUGCCAUUUAACACUGCCGAUUUAGACAUCCUUUUUUUAUUCAGCAUCACGUUUUAUUAUUUAGGGUUGCUUUAUUUUGCAUUUGAUUCCUCGCCGUGUACUUGUUGAGCUUCCCCGUCGGUGCUGUCGGCGCAGGAACUGUGGAGGAAAAAGAUUAGUUAAAUUUUGCAAAGAACUGUUUCUUUUCAUCGCUCUUCAACACUCUUCCGCUCACUCACUACUGCCCAAAACACGAUAAGGCGCAACGGAUCGUGAGACAAGAGUUGUGUUCGUUUCUUGUCAAAGACCGCGUCGGACCAUGUUCGAGCCGUUCUAUUUAGGUGUUAAAAUUUAAAUGAACUGUCGAUGAAAAGCAAAACGCUUAUGCUGUGGAGGCAAAACUGCACCGUAAUGCCAUCGCGAGGGGCCAUCGAUCGUAUCCUUCCUACACCAGUGGAGGGGGGGUACCAGUGGUUUUUUUGCUUCCCAUGGAAUUUCUUCCUCCUUUCCGCUACGUUUCUAUUGUUUCGGACUGGCUGAGAGAAAAUAAUAUUUCUUUAGAAAUUUAUGUUUGGACUGAUUUUUAUAAAAUAGUUUUCUGUUAAGCGGUUAGGGUUACAUACACGUGUAAAUUGUUUUAGUGGCGUGAAAUUAGACGACGAUGCGACUGCUCUAUCUUCUUGUGUUGUGUGUUACGUACGUUACGUCUCGUUCCGUGCACUAUGUGUGUGUGUGUGACAAAAAUCACGGAGCCAUAACUCGAAAAAGCGCAGAACCAGCGAAACAUUUAGACGUCAAAAGCAAUGGACGAAAUUUGCCAUGUGCCCGGGCGCACAUUUGUAGUACAAUCGAAAUCGCUCUCUUUUAAGAGGAUGCAAACUUGGCGCAAUCUUAAGCUAAGUGGUGAAUGGAACGCAUCCCAUCGCCUUUUUUUUCUUUCUAUAUCGUUAAGCGUAACUACUCGUUUAGGCACUAAUUUAUGUGUGAGCUUUUAUUUUUGAAAAGCAUUCAGAGCAUGUGCGUUCCCAAAAACGACACCAGCGCCGAGUCUCUUUAUAAGAAACGACGAUAGAGAAAGCAAAGAAAAGAAAAACGAACACGUCCACCAAUUACAUACAUACAUUUAUCAAUAAAUGUUCUCUCUCUCUCUCUUUAUUUUCCCUCCUUCGGUCAUUUAAGGGUGUGAGAAUGGUGUAGCAAAAGUAAAAAUACUAUAGAGCCCUAUCACUGCCGCUCCAUGCUUUUUAAGUGUUGUGAAAGGUUUGUUGGUGCCACUGGGUCAGCCCACAAACACCGUGUGGUAUAACCUUUUCUUUUGUCCAGAAAGGAUUUCUUAGCAAUAUUGUGCGUUUAGCAAAUCGAUCCUACUAUGUGAGUGUGCGUGUGUUUUGUACGGGCAGCACACGUGCUGCUGUGCUUUUUCCUCCUCUUAUAAUUUGGUGAUGGCGCACUAUUUUGCGCGACUGCUUAGCAUUUACGUAUUUACGCAAAGAGACAGGAAAAGCGCACAGAGAUCUUCACAGCAACCACUCUCUCGUAUUGGUGAGCGCUCUUCAGCCUUCACUGCCCAACCUUUUCACGUGUAGACGAUUUAAGUGUAAUUUUAUUGUAAAAAUAUGACACCUACCUACCUAUCGGUCGUCGUCGUCUUCGUCGAGUACGUUGUGUUUUUUUAGUUUAAUUUUUGUAACCCACAUCGUCUCGCUGUACACGCACACGCGCACAACUCGCAAUGUUUUGCGCAGCUGUACUGAUGGCGCUGAGGGCGAACAUAGUUUUAUAGUAUUUUUUAAUAGGAAAAGUUUAGUAUCAUCAUAACUGCAAAUGCUUAGUGUUAGGUUUAACCAUCUGUCUUCUCCUUAAUCGUAUCCUCAACCCACAACACGCAACCUAUUAUACGACUAAUUAGUACCGUAGGAUUCGAUGUUUGCUUUAAGUUCGUUCGUCUAGUAGCGUUUAAGUGUACACUGUGUAAGCAAACGAUCCCUCUCAUCUUUUGAGGAGCGGAGUAGGAGGAGAGGGGGGGAGCUUAGGGACACGACCCCCCCCUCAGUACAAAAGCAAACCAAUCGACGAUGUGUCUUGUGUUUUGUAUUUCUCGUAUAAUAAUCCUUCCGAGGCGGACACACACACACACCUCGUUGUCGCGCAUGUUAGAUUUAAUACAACAAACAACAAAAAACUACUACUACAACUACUACUGCCCAACCCCUCCCAAAAUGUUCCUGCCACGAUCGCGAUCACACGCGUGUGUAUGUUCAUUGUAACACGAUCCACUGGUGGGCCACACGUGGGGCGCUUAAAUGUGACGUGAAGUUUUUGAAAAAGAAAAUUGAAAAGAUAAAAACUCAUCUUUAAUAUGAACGAUACGUUUUUUUAUAUGUGUUUUAUUAUUUGCUUUUUUCUUAUUGAUUGUUUGUUCUCCUUGUUUUACUCGUCGUACGUGAUGAUGACAGUUUUCUUUCUUUCAUUUCAGAUAUUGUUUUAUUGUUCUUUUGCGUUAUAUGCGUUUUUCUGUUUGCGUUAUAUAUGUGUGUUUUCUUCGACUUUUGUUUUCUUUUAGAUGAUUUAAUCAUUUUUUCAUCCUUUUUACAAUUUUUAUAUUACGGCAAAAUGGAGCUCUAUACCACUCGCAUAACCACCUACACUACAAGGAUUCCAAGCUGGCACAGUUGUGUUGUUUCCCUUCUUUCCCCACCACGUACUCAAAUCGGCUGGCAGCAUAGUAAACGGCAAAGAGAAACGUUUGAGUAUCGAUGGAAUUCGUACAGGAGUGAAAAUAAUGUAUCAUAAAGCUCUACUCUGUCGAACGAUAAAUAGAAUUCGUAUCAAAUUGUAGGUGAUACUAUGUGUAAGUAAUGGUAGUAAGGGAAGGGUCGUAUCUAGGCGUUAAGACAUGUCUUCACAUAAAGUGAUUACGAGUAAUAAUUAAACAGUAGUUAACGGGCAGGGAAGGAGAUGAUGAGCUGACAGGGUGAGAUGAGCAGAUAAGAUAAAAAGCAUGAAAUAUAAAACAUCAAAGUUAUUAAAGGUGGGUCGGUAAAUACGCUACAAACACGCGACGGUACUAAACAGAAUAUGCAAACUUUCUCCAGCUACGAUCGUAAGGACAUGGUUCAUCAGUUGUAAAAAAGGAACAUAUGAUUGACAUGAAGGAAAACCUCAGGGGGUUGGUUUAAUGUUUUUCCAACACAAAACACACAGAUACACCACCAAACACACACACACACACACAAUUGUUUGCACGCCGCUUUACAGCGAUAAUGCAGUGGAAUCGAUUACGUGAAAGGGUUUUUAGCAACCAUAUGCCUCUGAUGUUUAAACAUGUUUUAACUAACUGUGUUCUUUAGGUGUUUGUACCGUUGCCUAAUCAUACUCUCAAUCAAGGAGAGAGCGAGAGAGAGGAGACAGGAAACUCUACCAUUCGCUUUCAUUACUUUUAAGGAACGAUGCGAUUACCCAAUGUAAGAUCGUACAGGGGGAAGGUGACGAUAAAACACACAUACGAGAGAGAGAGAGAGAGAAAGAGAGAGAGAGAGAGAGAGAGAGAGAGAGAAAAAAAACGGUUGAAUGAAGGUGAAAACGAAGCAGGGAGGUAUGGACAGGAGACACAACUGGUGGCUGGCAACGGAACGGUUUCGGGAAAAUCAGUGCAGCAAUAGACAAUGUGGAAACACCAGACACGAAAGGAAGAAAGGAUGCGAAGUGAUUGCUGCAGAAGAAUGAAAAAUUGAGAGAUCGACAAAAAGAGAAGAAAAGCGAUUAGAUAAUUGAAGCGACAAGUGCGAAACGUAUUGGCUACGAGUUGGUGAAACGUGCCUAUAAGGAAAAGAAACCAACAAACUUUCCUAUCAAAUGGAAGCAAAAUUAAACAAGACAAGAGGCUGGUGGUGGUGGUGAUGAUGAUGGUAGCUGGAUGGCAGGGAAGUAAUAGUGGGCGGAUAGUGGCAACGAGAAAAUAGGACUAGAAACGGUUAGCGAGACACUUUUGAAGGUGGAUAAAGCAUAUAGAAAGGCAGCAGAGCAGUUUGCUAAUUGUGCCAUUGGAUCAGAGAAUUGGAAACAGGAAAGGAAAAGGGAAUGCUCUCGAUAAAAGAGCAAAACUCCCAUUAAGAAAAGAUACGAUUAGGGGAAAAUGGCAAACAUAUGACCUUUACCUCAGAGCAAGAAACUAGCGUGUAGCAUAAAUGUGUCGGCAUGGCAGAGGGGAAAGGCGAUCAGGCGGUGAAGGAGAGAAUGUUUUUAGUGAGGAAUGGUUUAGAAGAAAUUGUACAUAGGCUAAGCGUGUCGUAAAUUAUCCCCAGCAAAAUGGCGUUGGAAAAGUUGGCAGGACACACACACAGCUAACCCAAUAUAUAUCAGCUCAAGCGAUAGGUUUUGACAGGCACUCCGAGGGCUAGAAGCAAUGAAAGCCAUGUGAGUAAAUUCCGCAUUAAAAUGUGCGCGACACUGGCAUGUAUUGACAUCCCUUAAGUGGGCAAAACAAAAAACUAAAGCUUGCGGCGGUUUGUGUGUAAGUAGAUGUUGUUCUAGAAAUAUGGAAACAGAAUGAAGCAAAACAAAAACGGUAAGGAAAGGCAAAGAAAGUAAAAUAACACAAAGUGGAAAAUGAAAUGAUUAUGCUAUAAUCCUACAGAAACUAGUGGAAUUUAGAGCAGUGCUGCAACAAACGAACAAAAAGAAGCAAAAAAAAAAACAGACGGCAACUCGUGUAAUGGAAUGUGUAUGUAUCAUGUAUGUAGAUGGAAACAGUAAUGACAAAAAAAACUAAACAAACCGUAUAAGUAACGUAUUCAUUGUAUGGAAAGGAAAACAAGAAGGUAACAGAAUAGGUAACGAUGUCGUGUAACAGGCAGCUUAGUCGUACGUAGUAAAGUGUGUUUUAUGAUGGUAAAAAUUGGUAAAUAAUCGCUCGAACCCGACGGUAGUAAAUAGUACAAGUCAGUUUAAUCAGUAAUGCUUUACGUACUUUUUUCGGUACCUUUUUAUCUCUUUUCCGUUUGUCUUCGUUUAUUUAAUCGUUUCUAAGUUAUAUGUGUUUUUUACAACUAAACCUUUAUGGAAAAAAGGGAAAAAUAAACAAACAAAAAACAUUGAAAACAGGAAGCAAAAAGGAAAACAAGCGAAUUCGAUGAUUCGAUAAAGGACCAGAACUAAGUAAACUAAGGGACAUAUAGUGAAACAAAGCGUAAUACGCAAAUCGCGAAGGAAAACAUGAAAGCAAAACCACAAUAUUGAACGAAAAAAAACGAGGACUUAACGAGCCAAGACAAAAAAGAAUCAAUACAAAAUCAUAAAACACAGUUGAGAUUACUAUAUUUGGGUAAUGGAAAAUAAAACAAGGAAUGAAGGAAAGCAAAAUCAGCAGGAAAGAAGGAGAGCAACAAAAAUUCACAACCCCACGGGUACACACCAAUUUAUACAUUCAAACUACUCCCCAUACAACACAAACAACCAAAAACACUGCAUAAAUGCCAUUGGAAGGUAUAAAAAUGAACACAUAUUUUUCAUACUAACAAACAAGCAAGAAACAAAGAAAAGAAUAAGUGCACCUACAGGAAAAUAAAGAAAUGAACAAAACAUAAACAUAAAAUGCAAAAUUAGCGAAACAGCAACAAAAAACGGUACAGUUUGAAAACGGAAACAUGGAAAUAGUUUGCAUAGUGACAGACACGAACAAAAUGGAACUACCUCAUUAAUGUUUAGAGCAUACAUACAUACAGCAGCACAAAAUCAGAAAGUCAAACACAACCGAAAAAAGGUCAAAAUCUUACAACAGGAGAAAGAAGUAAUAGAAAGUACCAACAACGAGCAACAACAAAAAAAAAACAAUUAGAGCAAAAAAGGGAGACAAAAAAAGAGAAACGAGGCUACAAAAAGUUUGAGUUUAAAGUUAGUGGACAACAUAAAAAAGCAAAUAUAAAACAUCAAAAGAAGCAAGGUUUUUAUCAAAAUCAAAUAACAGUCGAAUCGAAAUUCCGGACACCCUGUGCGAUGAAAAGAAACACAACAAUUGGUGGAAAACAAAUCAAUUUGGAUUGGAAAUUGGAAAGUUCACAUGCGAAAAUUGUUUGUAGAAAAAAGAGAGAUGUGAAAAAAGGUGUUUUUGUGUUAAACUAUUUUAGCCCAUCGUUACGUUGAUUUGCUUACACUGCACCGUUUGGUUGUACCGUUUUGUAUAGAAGUUGGGCAUAUGAAAUGUAAUUAUCGUGAAUUCAGCUGUAGUUAAACACUUGCAUCGGACAGCACUCCCCCGGUUCCAUAUCCCUUCUAAAGCUCUCUCUCUCUAGCUCUAUCUGUGUGCCGUACUUUCAGUGGCGCAAACCCGCAAAAGGACCAUCGGUUAGGAUUUCCUUCUCUAUAUCACCCCGUUUGCUUGUACAAUUAAAUGAGCUUUCCACUCUAUAUUACCUAAAAGGAGAGAAUCUGAAUGAUUUGGAAACUUUUUCCCCAGCUGUUCCUUCAAUUGUCCUGCCUUCCUCGACUCUGUACCCUUCAAUGGGUACAAUUUCAUAAUUAGAAACUGCCAAAAACGGACAGCUAUUAUCACAACCAAUAAGUAACGAAAGCAAGUCUAUUAGAUCGAUUAUAUUGGCAUGAAUGUAAUAUUAAAGCAUAGCAACAACAACAAAAAAGCAUACAGACACAGGAAGACACACAAACACAUACAUCAUAACAUCCAGCAGUAUGUUAAAAGAAGGAGGCCAAACAUAUUUUGGUAGGAAAUGAGUUAUGGACCCUCCCUUUCCGCUCGGUGAUAGGCAUACAAAUGCGAUCAGGUAUUGUCGGAACGAAAGCGGGAAGGUUUUUGUACCAAAAUCCGACGUAAACCAACCACCCAUCCCAAAAAAGACAUGAAAACCUCAUCUAAAGGUUUACUUUUUGUCUUUUCGGUGAAAAAAAACAUGAAACAGGAAUACAAAACACACACACACACACACAGAACCAACCGGAGGAAGGUAAAACGCGACAAAACACAACUAACAAGAUGCUUAUUAGAGUGUAAAGAAAUGAAAGAAGUAAAAAACGCAGCAGUAAAGGAAACAUCGCCCAAACCGAUGAACACAAGGGGGCAAAGUGGAUGAAGUGGAGCAGAACAAAGCAUUGUAUCAGUAUGUUUAAACAAUAUGAAACUAUUGAAAAUAUAUUACCGAUAUGAGAAACGUC